Necator americanus (New World hookworm) is the source of this 741-nucleotide messenger RNA. RefSeq lists its product as uncharacterized. The transcript has 7 exons. Gene Ontology annotation, biological process: mitotic DNA replication checkpoint signaling; nuclear DNA replication; mitotic DNA damage checkpoint signaling. Gene Ontology annotation, molecular function: nucleic acid binding; zinc ion binding. Lineage: Eukaryota; Metazoa; Nematoda; Chromadorea; Rhabditida; Ancylostomatidae. Gene Ontology annotation, cellular component: nucleus; spliceosomal complex. Bases 1 to 741 code for a protein of 246 amino acids. The record is from RefSeq and is a predicted model, not a curated record.
AUGUCUUUAGCGGCUCUAAAAUUAAAUCCAGCUAUAGCUAAACCUACAAGCAAUGGCCAAGUGCAUUGUAUUGUAUGCAAUGUCCAGGUGAAGCCCAAGAUUUGGACAGCACAUGUAAAUGGAAAAAAACACAAGGACUCUUGUGAAAGGCUAAAGCAACAACUUGUAUCCAGUACGAAACGGCCAAAUGAGGUCUCAUUACCUCAUAAUGGUGCUCCACCGAUUAAAAAAGCAAGAGAAGAUACUCAACCUGUUGCGUCGUCUAACGGUGUUCUCCCACCGGAUUUCUUCGAUGAGGAACCUGGACUGAGCAUCCAAACGCCAUGGCAAAAGAACAAAGGAGGUGAAAAUCCGGCUCUUCGCGAUAGGAAAGGCAUUAUUGAGGGUGUUCCACAAGGAUUCUUUGAUGAUAAAAGGAGAGAUGGAAUGGUAAGGGAAACAAUUGAGAAUGAAGCGCAAAUGAACGAAGAGUACGAUCGGCUUAUGCGAGAACUAAACGAAAAAAACAUAGAGGAAGAGGCAAAGGCAGAACAAGAAGACGAACGAGACGCUCUUUUACGUGACAUCGCCAAUGCUGAUGAGCAGAUGGAGAAGUUGAUGAGAUUAAACGCUAUGGAAAAGUUAAAAGAAGCACGAUUACGAGAGGCCCGUGAGAAGGCCGCUAUCCAAGAAAAUGACGAUGAAGGAAGCGGAGACGAAGAUAUUGACUUCACUAACUGGAGAGCAAAACGUGUCCUCUAG